AUGCCAUUAUCUGUUUCACAUGCAUUCCUCUUGUCGAACGCUCGGCUGAUAGAUACCAGGUUUCAUAUCCAUUAUGGCCGUUGGGUCAGAUUUGCCGAAGAUACGUCGACCCCAGCUCUACUGGUGCAGGUGAGGAGGUCGCCGCUGCUGUUGUGCAGCAUCUUCUUGAUCGCGGUACGGCAUACAACCCAGGAACUCGCCGAUCAACUCGCGCCUCUUCUGUUUGAGGAGGCAAGACGACUUGUCUCAUCUGCACUACUCGAUACGCCUCAACCGGUCGAGUUCUUCCAGGCCGCUCUUGUGCUGAGCCUAUGGUCGACAACUAUUGGGCAGACGCCCUUGAGUAUCGACAGCUGGCUCCUGACCGGCUAUGCUCUCCAACAAGGCUUGGCCAGUUCUCAUUUCAGCGGAAUUUUGCAUCCUGAGAAGGAGCCCAACAACACGGCCGAUUUGGAUGCAUGGUGCCUCUGGAAUCACAUAUGCAUAGCACAUCUCCAAUAUUGUGUUGGCACACGCCGUCAAGCCCUUCUCAAUCAAGCCCAGAUCAGCCGAUGUGUUCGCCUUCUCGAAAACGAUAAGAUGACAAACUUUGAAGCACGAAUGGCCGCCGAGAUCAAGCUUUAUUGGAUCAUCUAUGAGAAGUGCUGCAUUUCACCACUUGAUAUAGCGGGCACGAAGAAUGCUCUGCGAUCUUGGCACCAAGAGUGGGCCGCCUUGUUUGAUCAACCUCGUGCUCAGUUCUUGGAGAUGGGCUUCCAUUUUGCUCAUCUCAUUGCCUCCUCUCAAGCACUAAAGUCGGCUCGAGCGGUCAUACGCGGUUCCAUCCUCACGGAGAUGGUCAAUCUGUCGAAAGCCAUCAUCAAUCUGGCGAUGGAGACGACGGAUGAACGUACCCGUCAUCUGACGGAUCACAUCUACCAUAUCAUCACCUUUUCUGCUCUCACGCUCUGUCGCCUCGUUCAUGCCUAUGAGUCGAAGCUUCGAGCGGCAGGUCACGAUAUUGCAGCCUUGGAUGAGCUUGUGUUUCGACUAGUGGGUUGGCUGAGGUCAAUUGGCUUGCCCUGCCACGCAGCACAUUUGCUUGGGGACAUCGUGUUGGCACAAUUUACAAAGCUACGGCCAGCUUUCCGACAUGUAUCAACGGCUUCAUACACCACCCCCCGGGAUAUGACCGGCUCCCAUGUGAAUGGCCUCAACCUCAGUAAUGAUCAGGCACUUCCGGACGACAUCACAUAUAUGUAUCCGGAGUUCAUCUUCGACGCAAACACCGUUGCGGACUGGCCACAAUGGGAUAUGAUGCUGUCGGACACCGACUUGCCGGUCUGA
Messenger RNA from Capronia coronata CBS 617.96, 1326 nucleotides. RefSeq lists its product as uncharacterized. Gene Ontology annotation, cellular component: nucleus. The record is from RefSeq and is a predicted model, not a curated record. Bases 1 to 1326 code for a protein of 441 amino acids. NCBI's taxonomy places the organism in Eukaryota, Fungi, Ascomycota, Eurotiomycetes, Chaetothyriales, Herpotrichiellaceae. Gene Ontology annotation, biological process: regulation of DNA-templated transcription. Gene Ontology annotation, molecular function: DNA-binding transcription factor activity, RNA polymerase II-specific; transcription cis-regulatory region binding. The transcript has 3 exons.